This is a messenger RNA of Kogia breviceps (pygmy sperm whale), 1587 nucleotides long. It is a transcript of the gene CLDND1, whose product is annotated as claudin domain containing 1. Lineage: Eukaryota; Metazoa; Chordata; Mammalia; Artiodactyla; Physeteridae. Gene Ontology annotation, cellular component: membrane. The record is from RefSeq and is a predicted model, not a curated record.
GGCGGGCUCUGCAGGGAAGUGCGUCAGAGGAGGCGCGGGGAGAGUAGGGUGCUGUGGUUUGAGCUUGAGAGUGAAGCUGGCGGAGCAGGAGGAUGGGCGUGUGCAGGUGAUAGACUAGAGAACAAGACCUCUGUCUCCGUAGCAUCCUGGAGCAGUCUGAAUGCCAGAAUGGAUAACCGUUUUGCUACAGCAUUUGUAAUUGCUUGUGUGCUUAGCCUCAUUUCUACCAUCUACAUGGCGGCCUCAAUUGGCACAGACUUCUGGUAUGAGUAUCGAAGUCCAGUUCAAGAAAAUUCCAGCGAUUUGAACAAAAGUAUCUGGACUGACUUUGCUAGUGAUGAGGCAGAUGAAAAGACUUAUAAUGAUGCACUUUUCCGAUAUAAUGGCACAAUGGGAUUGUGGAGACGGUGUAUCACUAUACCCCAAAACACAUACUGGUAUAGUCCACCAGAAAGGACAGACUCAUUUGAUAUGGUCACAAAAUGUAUCAGUUUCACACUAAAUGAGCAGUUCGUGGAGAAAUUUGUUGAUCCUGGAAACCACAAUAGUGGGAUCGAUCUGCUUCGGACCUAUCUUUGGCGUUGCCAGUUCCUUUUACCUUUUGUUAGUCUAGGUUUGAUGUGCUUUGGGGCUUUGAUUGGACUCUCUGCUUGUAUCUGCCGAAGCUUGUACCCCACCAUUGCCACAGGCAUUUUCCAUCUCCUUGCAGGUCUGUGUACACUGGGCUCAGUGAGCUGUUACGUUGCUGGAAUUGAACUACUCCACCAGAAGCUAGAGCUGCCUGAGAAUGUGUCUGGCGAAUUUGGAUGGUCCUUCUGCCUGGCUUGCGUCUCAGCUCCCUUACAGUUCAUGGCUUCUGCUCUCUUCAUCUGGGCCGCUCAUACGAACCGGAAAGAGUACACCUUAAUGAAGGCAUAUCGUGUGGCAUGAGUGGGAAGCUACCUGCUUUACAAUUGCCAUUUUAAUGAUUUUUUGAUAUUAAUAUUUUCCCUUAUCUGCCCCCCAUUGUUUUAAAUUUAACUCUUUUUUUAAUGGGUAUACCAUUUUAUCCUGAAAAUCCAUUUUAUUUAUUCAUGCAGACAGUUGUUUCUUAAAACCACUAAAAUUUAUAUGGAACCUGAGUGAUUCCAUCUUUCAGUCAAACUAAUCUAGGUUCAGAGUCCAGACAAAAAAAAUGGGUAAACUCUUGGCACAAAUUUGUGAAAGAAAAUUGGUAGUAGGAGGUUGACCCAAAGCAAGUUCUGCUGAGGUCUGUUGGAUAAAGUAUCUGUUUAACUGGAAACUCUAGGUUGUUUGGGAAACAAUCAUUGUCAAAACUUAUGUUCACUUUGCUGUUGUAGAUAGCCAGUCAGCCAGAGGUGUUAGUGCUGUUUUCAAGGGCUUAGGCUAUCUAAAAUAAGGAAAUUAUCUAAGAUCUUUUUCUCUAAAUAUUGGCAUAUAACUUCAUCUGAGGUGAAAUAUCUUCAGUUGUUUAUCUGUACUGUGUCUGUUUACAAGAAAGGAAGUGUUUACAUGGAAUUUUAACUUUGUAACUGCAAGAAUUCCAGUUCAGCCAGAGAAGAGCAUUAACCUUAUUUUACUUUUUUU